AUGGAUUCAUUAAGCAGGAUAGGUAGUUUGCUGGAACGUCCAGUUUAUGCAGAUGAAUGCACUACAAAUAUUGAUAGGGUCUCCUAUGCAAGGAUGCUUAUUGAAAUGGAUGUUACAAAGCCUUUACCAGAAUCCAUUAAAGCAAGAGAUCCUAUGGGGAAGAUCUUUGAUCAAGAGAUAAAGUAUGAUUGGAAACCUGUCUAUUGUCCAUCUUGCUUACAAAGUGGAUAUAGAUGCCAAGAUGAUGGGCAAACAAAAGCCACUCCACCUGAUCAAGGGAUGUCGGGGAAGCAGAAGACUAUGUGGCUAAAGAAAAAGGAUGAUAUCCAGGAUCAGCCUCAAAACAACCAACUUGCUCGAGGGAGAGAUCAGCAGGUAGGAAUGCUUGUACAAUGA
Molecule: messenger RNA, 396 nt
Organism: Nicotiana tabacum (common tobacco)
Lineage: Eukaryota; Viridiplantae; Streptophyta; Magnoliopsida; Solanales; Solanaceae
Source: RefSeq, a predicted model, not a curated record